Molecule: messenger RNA, 1268 nt
Organism: Tuber aestivum (summer truffle)
Lineage: Eukaryota; Fungi; Ascomycota; Pezizomycetes; Pezizales; Tuberaceae
Source: the annotation of a GenBank genome assembly
AUGUCCCCCGCCACAAAACGCAAAGCCCCGGACUCCGAUACUCCCAAGACCACGGGGGUCAAGAAGGCCAAAUCGAUAAGCUCCUUCUUCACGUCCACUGCUCCGUCCGCCGGCUCGUCGUCCUCAUCCUCGACGCCGAGCUCCUUCAACAAGGAGAAAUGGCUGUCCAAGUUGACGGAUGAGCAGCGGUCGCUGUUGGAAUUGGAGAUCAACACGAUGCACGAUUCCUGGUUGUCUGUUUUGAAGGAUGAGCUCCUGACGAAGGACUUCUUGGGAUUGAAGCAGUACUUGAAGGGGGAGAAGGAGCGGGGGAAGAAGGUUUAUCCUCCCGAGAGGGAUGUGUAUUCGUGGAGUAGGCAUACGCCUCUUGGGUCUGUGAAGGUUGUUAUACUUGGGCAGGAUCCUUAUCGUAUUUCUCCCCCCCUCCCCCCCCCCCCUUCUUUCCUUUUUUUCUACCUCUGUUGUUGACGAGGUGUGAUACAUAGAUGGAGCGAAUCAAGCUCAUGGUCUCUCCUUCUCCGUUCGCCCUCCAACCCGUGCACCGCCCAGUUUGAAGAAUAUGUACAUCGCGCUGAAAAAGGACUACCCGGACUUUACUCCACCCCCCGGGGGCCUCGGCCUCCUGACACCGUGGGCGGAACGUGGUGUUCUGCUGCUGAACGCGUGUCUGACCGUGCGCGCCUCGGAGCCUAAUAGUCACGCGGGCAGGGGGUGGGAGAAACUCACGCAGAAGGUGAUAGACGUCGUCUCCGCGAGGAGGGGGGUGGUGUUCCUCGCCUGGGGGAAGCCGGCGGAGAAGAGGGUUGCAAAGGUCGACAAGAAGAAGCAUGCCGUUUUGCUCUCUGUGCAUCCCAGUCCGCUUAGCGCUUCUAGAGGUUUCGUGAGUCUUGCUUCGUUAUUCUUUUCCUGUCCGGUGACGGGUGAUGAUGGGUGGAUGGGCGAUGGGGAGCUGAUUGGUGCUUUUCGGGGAAUAGUUUGAUUGCGGACAUUUUAGGAAAGCGAAUGAGUGGUUGGUUGAGCGGUAUGGGGAGGGUGCUGACAUCAAUUGGAGUUUGGAACCCGUGGUGCAGACGGCUGCCGUCGUGGAGAAGAGGAAGGUGGAGGAGGUGGGAGACGAGGAGGUUGGCGAUGAUGAGCGCAAUCGCGAGAUUUCCAGAGUGAAGAAGAAGAGCCGUGCCAGGGAUUCCCUGGGUGAAGUGUUUGAUGAGGACGAGGAAGCCGCGAUGAUUGAGGCUACUCUUGCUGCUGAGGAGUCCUUGGGGUCUUGA